This is a messenger RNA of Urocitellus parryii (Arctic ground squirrel), 5040 nucleotides long. It is a transcript of the gene Abcc10, whose product is annotated as ATP binding cassette subfamily C member 10. Gene Ontology annotation, biological process: transmembrane transport. Gene Ontology annotation, molecular function: ATP binding; ABC-type transporter activity; ATP hydrolysis activity. Gene Ontology annotation, cellular component: membrane. Lineage: Eukaryota; Metazoa; Chordata; Mammalia; Rodentia; Sciuridae. The record is from RefSeq and is a predicted model, not a curated record.
GAAACUGCACCAAGAGGAAAGCAGUGCGCAAGCGCGCGCAGAAGCCCUGCCAAGGGGGAGAUAACACGAUCUGGUAUCAGAAUCCGGCGGAAAGCAACUUCUUUAGGUUUGAGGUUCCGGAUCACUGGGAGAAGACAGUCACUGGAGUGGGAAGAGUUGGGCUGAGUAGCGAACCUGACCAGAAAUCAUCCAACUCUGGGAAGUGAAAUUUCUUUUUCAUCCUCUGAGCUCAGCAUUCCGCUCUGGUGAAAUGUCCGUGGAGCGGGUCCUGGCUCAGCUGUGCGGCACCAGCACUGCGCGGCCACUCCCGCUGUGGGAGGGGAACACCACGGGCCACUGCUUCACCCAGCUGGUGCUCAGCGUCCUUCCCCACACGCUUCUCGCGGUGCUCAGUGCCUGUCAUCUGGGCACCCCGCGGAAUCCAAACUACAACUUACCCUGCAAUCCUGGAUGGUACCUCCGAAUUGCAACUUCUUUCCUACUCUCCAUCUUCCCACUGUUUGAUCUCCUUCCAGUUGCUUUGCCACCAGGAGCAGGCCCGGGGCCCAUAGGGCUGGAGGUUCUGGCAGGGUGUGUGGCAGCUAUGGCCUGGCUCAGCCACAGCCUGGCUCUGUGGACAUUAGCUCAUUCCCCUCAUGGCCUCACCCGGGGGCCCUUGACCUUAGCUCUGGCAGCCUUCCUGCCAGCUCCAGCCCUAGUGCUAACCUUGCUCUGGCAUUGCCAGAAGGGCACAUUGCUGCCCCCAUUUCUCCCAGGUCCCCUGGCCCGCCUCUGUCUUCUCAUUUUGCAGCUGGCAGCAAUCUUGGCCUAUGGACUGGGCUGGGCAGCCCCGAAGGGACCACAAGAACCCUGGACUCAAGAGCCCUUCCUAUCUUCUGAGGAUCAGGAACCCGAGGUGUCUGAAGAUGGGGAGAGUUGGCUGUCACGCUUUUCCUAUGCCUGGCUGGCACCCUUGCUGGCCCGUGGGGCCCAGGGAGAGCUCCGGCAGCCCCAAGACACUUGCCAUCUCCCUCGCAGGCUGCAUCCAGCCUACCUGGCCCGGGCCUUUCAGGCACACUGGCAAGAGGGUGCCCGGCUGUGGAGGGCCCUGUAUGGAGCCUUUGGGCGGCGUUACCUGGCACUUGGACUGCUCAAGCUGGUGGGAACCAUGGUGGGAUUCUCAGGGCCUCUGUUGCUCUCCCUGCUGGUGGGCUUCCUGGAGGAAGGGCAAGAGCCACUAAGCCAUGGCUUGCUCUAUGCCCUUGGGCUAGCUAGUGGGGCGGUACUGGGUGCUGUGCUACAGAAUCAAUAUGGGUAUGAGGUGCGCAAGGUGACACUGCAGGCACGGGGGGCUGUGCUGAACAUCCUAUACCGCAAGACUUUACAGCUGGGGCCCAGUCGUCCUCCUGCUGGGGAGGCCCUCAACCUACUAGGCACUGACUCUGAGCGGCUGCUAAACUUUGCCAGCAGCUUCCAUGAGGCCUGGGGCCUGCCCCUGCAGCUGGCCAUCACUCUCUAUCUGCUGUACAACCAGGUGGGCCUGGCCUUUGUGGGUGGUCUGGUCUUGGCCCUGCUGCUGGUACCUGUCAACAAAGUGAUUGCUACCUGCAUCAUGGCCAGCAACCAGGAGAUGCUACAGCAUAAGGAUGCACGGGUUAAGCUUGUGACAGAAUUGCUAAGUGGCAUUCGAGUCAUCAAGUUCUUUGGGUGGGAGAAGGCACUGGGGGCCCGAGUUGAGGCCUACCGGGCUCAAGAGUUGGGAAGACUCCGAGUCAUCAAAUACCUGGACGCAGCCUGUGUAUACCUGUGGGCCGCCUUGCCGGUUGUCAUCGCUAUCAUCAUCUUCAUUACCUAUGUCCUUAUGGGGCACCAGCUCACUGCUACCAAGGUGUUCACAGCCCUGGCAUUGGUGCGCAUGCUCAUUUUUCCCCUCAACAACUUCCCUUGGGUCAUCAAUGGCCUCCUGGAGGCCAAAGUGUCCUUGGUGCGGAUCCAGCGUUUCCUUGACCUUCCAAAUCACAAUCCCCAGGCAUACUACAGCUCAGAUCCCCCUACAGAGCCAUCUACAGUGUUAGAGUUGCAUGAAGCCUUGUUUUCCUGGGACCCAGCUGGAACUAGCCAGGAGACCUUCAUUAGUCACCUUGAAGUGAAAAAGGGUAUGCUGGUGGGCAUYGUGGGGAAGGUAGGCUGUGGAAAGACCUCGUUGCUGGCUGCCAUUGCUGGGGAAUUGCACAGGCUGCAUGGGCAGGUGGCAGUGUGGGGGCUAUCCAAGGGCUUUGGCCUGGCCACCCAGGAACCUUGGAUCCAGUUUGCCACCAUCAGAGACAACAUCCUCUUCGGGAAGACUCUUGACACCCAGCUGUACGGGGAGGUGCUAGAGGCCUGUGCCCUCAAAGAGGACCUCAGCAUCCUGCCUGCAGGAGACCUGACAGAAGUUGGGGAGAAGGGUGUGACUCUCAGUGGGGGACAGCGUGCCCGGAUUGCUCUUGCUCGUGCUGUAUACCAGGAGAAAGCACUCUAUCUUCUUGAUGACCCCCUGGCUGCUGUGGAUGCGGAUGUGGCCAACCACCUGCUGCACAAGUGCAUCCUGGGAGUGCUGAGUCACACUACACGGCUGCUGUGCACCCACCGCACUGAAUACCUGGAGAGGGCUGACCUGGUGCUGCUUAUGGAGGCUGGGCACCUUGUCCGGGCUGGGCCUCCCUCUGAGAUUCUCCCAUUGGUACAAGCUGUCCCCAAAGCCUUGGCUGAAAAUGGACAAGAGCCUGACUCAGCCAAGGCCCUGUCAGUACAGGACCCAGAGAAAACAAAGGAAGGCCUAAAGGUGGAGCAGAACGAAUCUGGCCGCCUCCUGCAGGAGGAAAGCAAGAAGGAGGGUGCCGUGGCCUUGCAUGUGUACUGCACAUACUGGAGGGCUGUGGGCCAGGGCCUGGCGCUUGCCAUCCUCUUCUCUCUUCUCCUAAUGCAAGCCACAAGCAAUGCUGCUGACUGGUGGCUGUCCCACUGGAUCUCUCAGCUGAGGGCAGCCAGGAAUAGCUCAGAGGAGAUGCUGGCCUCCACCAGCCCAGGGUCCCCCAGGCUUUUCUCAGCACAGCUACUCCUCUUCUCCCCCGGAAGCCUCUACACCCCAGUGUUCCCAUUGCCCAAAGCUGCCCCCAAUGGCUCCUCAGACGUCCGUUUCUACCUCACCGUAUAUGCGACUAUUGCUGGUGUCAACUCUCUAUGCACCCUUCUCCGGGCAGUGCUUUUCGCAGCAGGUACCCUCCGAGCAGCCGCCACCCUGCAUCACCGCCUGCUGCAUCGAGUCCUCAUGGCACCAGUGACUUUCUUUGACUCCACGCCCAAUGGCCGGAUCCUAAACCGAUUCUCCUCUGAUGUGGCCUGUGCAGAUGACAGCUUGCCCUUCAUUCUCAACAUCCUACUGGCCAAUGCAGCUGGCCUGCUGGGCCUCCUGGCCGUGCUGGGCUUUGGCCUGCCCUGGUUGCUGCUGCUGCUGCCACCUUUGGGCAUCAUGUACUACCGUGUGCAGUACUACUACAGGGCCUCGGCACGAGAGCUUCGGCGCCUGGGCAGCCUCACCCUGUCUCCACUGUAUACCCACCUGGCUGACACCUUAGCCGGCCUCCCCGUGCUCCGGGCAGCUGGGGCCACCUACAGGUUUGAGGAGAAAAACCAGCAACUCCUAGAGCUAAACCAGAGAUGCCAGUUUUCUUCUUGUGCCACAACACAGUGGCUGGACAUUCGGCUACAGCUCAUGGGGGCGGCAGUGGUCAGUGCCAUUGCAGGCAUCGCCCUGGUGCAGCACCAGCAAGGCCUUGCUAACCCAGGGCUGGUGGGCCUGUCGCUGUCUUAUGCCCUGUCCCUGACAGGCCUGCUCUCAGGCCUGGUGAGCAGCUUCACACAGACAGAAACCAUGCUAGUGAGCRUCGAGCGCUUGGAGGAGUACUCCUGUGAACUGCCUCAGGAGCCUCAGAGCCGGCCACUGCAGGGCAUCAGCUGGCUGACCCAGGGAAGUGUGGAGUUCCAGGAUGUGGUGUUGGUGUACCGGCCAGGGCUGCCAAAUGCCCUGGAUGGGGUGACCUUCCGUGUGCAACCUGGAGAGAAGUUGGGCAUUGUAGGCCGAACGGGCUCUGGCAAGUCUUCCCUGUUUUUGGUGCUGUUCCGGCUGCUGGAGCCCAGUAUGGGGAGAGUGCUGCUGGACGGCGUGGACACCAGCCAGCUAGAGCUGGCUGAGCUCAGGUCACAGCUAGCUAUCAUCCCCCAGGAGCCCUUUUUGUUCAGUGGGACUGUUCGGGAAAACCUGGAUCCCCAGGGCCUAUAUGAGGACAGGGCCUUGUGGCAGGCCCUAGAACAGUGCCAUCUGAGUGAGGUGAUCAUCUCCAUGGGUGGUCUGCUUGGCGAACUGGGCGAGGGGGGCCGGAGCUUGUCCCUGGGACAGAGGCAGCUGCUAUGUCUGGCCAGGGCUCUCCUCACAGAUGCCAAGGUUCUGUGCAUUGAUGAGGCCACAGCAAGCGUGGACCAGAAGACAGACCAGCUGCUCCAGCAGACCAUCUGCAAACGCUUUGCCAACAAAACAGUGCUGACCAUUGCUCACAGGCUCAACACAAUCCUGAACUCCGACCGGGUGCUGGUGCUACAAGCAGGGAGGGUCAUGGAGCUGGACUCCCCCUCUGCCCUGCGUAACCAGCCCCACUCACUGUUCCAACAGCUGCUGCAGAGUAGCCAGCAGGGAGGCCCCUCCUCUCUUGGAGGACCCUGAGCCCCACACUGCACCCUCCAGAGUUCUCUCCUCCAGGUGACCCUGAAGGGCUUGCUGCUUCUCCUCUGUGGCUCUACCUCCCUCACUUCCCCAGAGGAGAAAUGGCAACCUGGGUUCCUCGUUGGUCCCUCCCUGAGGGCAGAGUGCUGAGGAUUCCCCAGAAUCAGGCCUCUGCUCUGGCCCUCUUGCACCUGUGACUUGAGGUGGGUUUUCUGGCAUAGGAGCCCACGUGCAUUUUCAUACUUUUAUUUGAUAAAAUUCCUGUCUUACAUUCUGUAUAUUAAAAAAAUAAUAUUUCUGGU